AUGUAUGUUGUCCUUACAGGUUUAUCAAUAUAUCAAUUAUCCUGGAACCCAAUUGAUCGACAGCUUCGUAUAAAUUAUGGAAUUUUACUCAAGUGCUUUGCGAUCAGAUUUUUCAUUUACGCCCUAAAAAAAAGGAUAGUUCCGCGUGAAGUUCUUGAAUAUUGUCGAAUCCAAUUACAUUUGUCAGUGCUUGAUCAUGCUGGUCUUUUCGCAAAAAUACUGUGUGAUAUAAAGCUCCAAAUUGAUGUCAUUAAUACUAUAGCCAAUGCUAAGAUUGUAACCAUUCUUCAAUACGACAUUUUGAUUCUACCGAACCACAAACUGGAACUUAUUUUUUCGGCACUGAGUAACUUUAUCUGGCCCCUAAGGGUACUUAAUGUUCGUAUAAAGACUUUAUUUUGUGCUUUGCAGAAAAAAAGAAUUGGUUGGGAUCAGUUACUAGUUGGUGCUUUCAAGCUCUGGCAAUAUACAUCUCCUAAUGAUAUUUUGCAUAGCCAGCUAUUGUUUAUGCAAUGUACCUUUUUUUUUAUGGCCAAUUGCCAGGACACAACAUUUUGCCCUGGAGGAUUAGAGAAAGACACCGGGCCUCGGUUUCAAGCUGAUGGCUUCAGCCAAACCUAUUACAAAGCUUUGAUUGUUAUCAAAAGAACAAACAAAGCAUAUCUGGAAUGUGCCAGAUUAGCAAAAAAACAAUACGAUACGAUAUCAUUAAAUGCCCGUCGUUAA
Phycomyces blakesleeanus NRRL 1555(-) is the source of this 726-nucleotide messenger RNA. RefSeq lists its product as hypothetical. NCBI's taxonomy places the organism in Eukaryota, Fungi, Mucoromycota, Mucoromycetes, Mucorales, Phycomycetaceae. The coding region runs from base 1 to 726 and encodes 241 amino acids. The transcript has 8 exons. The record is from RefSeq and is a predicted model, not a curated record.